AUGAAGCGGCUCCUUGCGCUGCUGGUGGCCAGCUGCGCGUUUGCCGCACAAGCGAUGGAGACGCUGGAAAUGAGUGACGAUGUGACUUUCGACAGCGUAGUGUUCAGUGGAGAGAGCCGCAAAUUGGCUGUAGACACGACAACGUUCCCGGAGGACUACAAGCCAGGCGAGGUCAUGGCGGCACAGGACGAAGAGCGCGCGGCCGGUGUGUGGCCAACUUCCAAGGGAAUGGUGCCACUCACGAGGCCUCGGACAGUGGGCCCUUCCACGCCAUUCGACGGUGGUAUGAAAACCUUCAAGCGCAGCAAUGUAGCAUUCAGAUCAGGCGCGAAGAUGACCAGAGCGAACGCCGUGUUCGUCGUACAGGCUGGUGGAACGCUGAGCAACGUGAUUAUCGCUGGUGGCGGAGGCGUCUUCUGUGAGACGCACAAUUGCGCGCUAGUGAACGUGUGGUUCAAGGACUCGGUACAGGGAGCGCUGCACGUAAACUCGGGUACAGGAAUCACGACGAUCACUGGCGGAGGAGCUAGAAAUGUUGCACGUCGCGUCAUCUUCGCCCAGGCCUCGGGCACUGUUGUUGUCAGUGGCGGCUUCUACAUGGUAAAUUCAGGCCGAUUGUUUGAGUCGUGCGGCACGUGUGGCCCCGUGAAGCGGGGCGUUAUCGUGGACGGUGUCGUCAGUGUCAACCCGACGGCCGAGCUCAUCCGUAUGAACUCGAACUACAAUGACCGUGGCACCAUUUCUAAGGCCACUAUUACGACGUCGAUGACCAAUUACCCUGUGUGCACUCGCUUCAACGGCGGCGCUACCCCCAGAAAGCUCGGAAACGGAGCCGCUCCCCCCGUUUGCGCAUACUCCAGGGCUGCAGUGACGAUCAGAUAA
Molecule: messenger RNA, 882 nt
Organism: Phytophthora infestans T30-4
Lineage: Eukaryota; Oomycota; Peronosporomycetes; Peronosporales; Peronosporaceae
Product: polysaccharide lyase, putative
Exons: 2
Coding region: 1-882 (293 amino acids)
Biological process (GO): pectin catabolic process
Cellular component (GO): extracellular region
Molecular function (GO): pectate lyase activity
Source: RefSeq, a predicted model, not a curated record